Messenger RNA from Perkinsus marinus ATCC 50983, 360 nucleotides. RefSeq lists its product as hypothetical. The transcript is spliced from 4 exons. The coding region runs from base 1 to 360 and encodes 119 amino acids. The record is from RefSeq and is a predicted model, not a curated record. NCBI's taxonomy places the organism in Eukaryota, Perkinsozoa, Perkinsida, Perkinsidae.
AUGCUUAAACGCCGUCGAAGGGCUGCUAAUGAGACUUGCCCGUUAGCUAGGACCAUUCAUAAGAUACUCGUAGAGAAAGGUAUACGCGCUGAGCUAGAAGGCCGUGUACGGGAUUGGCUAGUUGGAAAGCAGUGGCUCCUCACUGUGGAAGACCUUGGAAUUGUCGAGGAGAGGCAUUGGCUGAAGUGGAAUGCUGAUGACAGGAUACCUUGGGGUAUGGUGAUGCAUCUCAAAGAGGUCUAUUCGACCAAGCUGACGGAGAGGAUGCUGAACAAGCUCCCUCACGGUAUCCGGGACCGAGUCCUUCACAGUACUGCUUGGGUCAAACUGAUGCCUACUAAGAGCAACAGCAUGGUUUGA